AUGCCAAGUAAGUUAAAUAGAAUGCUCCAACAUGUUGUAUCUUCAAAUAAUGAAAAAAAUAGUCUAAAUAAAAGAAAUGAUAAAAGGUCUCAAUCAGAAAAAAAAAGUUAUACUAAUUCAUCAUCAAAAUCUAAACCAUCUAUUGUUGGAAUUAAAAAUUUUGGAGAAGGUACUUCUAUUAAUAGUUUAAACAUUAAUACAUCAAAUUUAGAUGUACGUAUGGCUACACCUGGUGAUAUAGAAUAUAUGGAUUAUGAAAUGUCUAAAGAAUUUUCACCAUCUACAGAACGUCCACAAAGUCAUAAUGAUAAUUUUGAUAGUCUCAAUAAUCCUUCUGAUAUAUAUACAAAUGAUGAUGGUGAACCAACUGUUAUGGCAGUAUUAGAAGAAUCUAACAUUGAUGGUAUACGUCAUAUUCGUUCAACUGAAACUCCUAAAGUUCGAAUAAUGUGGAGUUUUGUUAUAACUGUAUUUGUAUUUUUAGCAAUAUUUCAAAUAGUCACUCAAAUGAAAAUGUAUCUCAAUACACCAGUCGCUACAAAUAUUGAAGCAUUAUAUCCUCCAAAAAUUAAUUUUCCUACUGUUGCUAUUUGUAAUAAUAAUCAAUAUCGUUUAACUUAUUUAACUGGAGCAAGAUUAUUAAAUAGAAAAACAUCUUCUGAAGUUAAAGAAAAUAAUACAACAGAUAUAUUUGAUAAAGCAUUACAUUUAGCUAAAGAUAUAGAUGCUGUUAAAUUUUUAAGAAAUGCGGCACAUUGGAAAUCAAGAAUGAUAUUAAAAUGUGAAUUACCAAAUGGUACAAGAUGUAGAAUUAGUGAUUUUCAAGCUGUAUGGACAUUAACAGGUUUAUGUUGGGCUAUAAAUACUGAUCCAUAUAAUCCUAUUGAAAUUACUGGUGCAGGUAAUGGUAAUGCACUUAAAUUACUUUUAAAUGUUGAAAGAUAUGAAAGAAUUGAAAAUUGUAAUAAAAAAGUUAGAACAGAAUCAUUACCUGGUUUAAAAAUUCUUAUUUAUAAUCAAACAGAUAUACCAAUAUCAUCAUUAGAUGGUGUUAAUGUUCCACCUGGUUAUACAAUGGAUAUACCAUUUAGAAUGGUACAUAGAGUUAAAAUUCCAGGAAUGAAUUGUAUAGAAGAAUCACAUGAAGAUAAAAUUAAAGGUAAAAAUAUGGGUGAUUUAAGUAGUAUUAAAGCAUGUCCUAUUAGAAGACAAAUGGAGGAUAUUGAAAAAAUAUGUUUAUGUAGUAUGAGAAGAUCAUAUGAUCCAAAUCCUAUACAAAAUAUUAGUUUUUGUAAUGUAGAACAAUAUUUUAAAUGUGUACAACCAUUAGUUAAAAAAAAUUUUGCUUCUGGACUUGCUCGUAAAGAAUGUAAAGCAUCAUGUGAAGAAAUAGAUUAUAUUGCAUGGCAAGAUAUGAAUGAAUUACCAAAUAAUAUAUUUCCAAAAUUAAUUAAAGCAGAGGAUGAAGAAGAUGAACAAGAUAUUGAUGAUUCUGAUUCAGAAGAUGAAUUUUUAAGUACAGAUGAUUCUAAAGGUGAUGAACAUUUUCGUUGCAAAGAAAAUCAAUAUUUAGAUGAUAUAACUGUUAUUAGAAUUAAACGUGAAGCUCAAAGAGCUUUUGAAAAACAAACACGUUAUCAAGAAGAUAUUCAAUUAAGAACAUCAAGAUUAAUAGAAAGAUUUAGAGAAGCUACUGAUACUAUAAGUAAUUUAAAAUGGGGAUGGGGUGGAAAAAAUUUUGAAAGUGUUUAUGAUAGAUUAUUAAAAAAUGUUGAAUGUUAUGGAAAUAUGUCAUUAAAACAUGGAGAUGUAUUAAAUAGAAUAAGAGAUCCAAAUAUAUUAAGUGAAGGUAUUAAAGCAGCAGCUAUAUAUAGAAUUCUUGAUGCUCCAGCUUAUAUAAAAAAUUCAUCAAAAUAUAAAACUAUAACAGAUUUAAAAAGAGAUUAUAUUGAGAGAGUAGAAGAUACAUUAAAACAUGUUAAUGAUUAUCAUGAAAUGCUUUUAACAAUAUCAAGAAUUUAUAAUGAAGAUCAGUAUCAUUUUAAAUUAUCUAAUAAAUUAGAAAGAAUGGAAAGAAUAAAAGAAUUAAUAGAUCAAUAUGAAAAUGGUAAACUUCAAAGAAGAAUUUGGGCUGAUAAAAUGCAAAGUCGCAACAUGCGUCAUUUUUUCGAUGAAGAUUUAUAUGAUAGUUGGUAUAAUAUUAUAGUAAAAGAUCUUGAUGGUACAAUAUUAAAUUCAAUAAAUAAAAUUGAACAUUUAAGUGAAAAACUUAUAGGAUCAUGGGAUUCAGAAGAAAAUAUUGAAUUUGGUACAAUAGUAUUAUUUGGUGAUUUAAAUGAUGAAAAUAAAAAUAUGUUUAAAUUAUUUAUAAAUGAUGCUUUUAUAUGCACAAUGGAAAAUGUUAAAAAUGAAACAACAUCUAUGUUAUUAAAUUUUAGAAAAAGUAUGCAAAAUUUUCAAUCAGCUUACACAAAUUUAUUUAAAAAAGAACUUCCUGAAUAUUUAGAAAAUUUUGAAUUUGGUGAUAAAUUUAUAAAAGAAAAUUUUGCUCAAGUUAAUGUAUUUUUACAUAAAAUGAAUAUUGAAUAUUGGAAACAAGAAUCAACAUAUUCCAUUUGGUCAUUAGCUUGUGAUGUUGGUGGUGCUUUAGGACUAUUUCUUGGUGCAUCAUUAUUAACAAUAAUUGAACUUAUAUAUUUAUGUGUUUAUUAUGGAAUGUGCAAACCAAAAUUUUGGAGAAAUAAUAAAUUAGUAAAUAAUACAAUAUAUUCUACAAAAGAGUGCAGUGGAGAAAUGUGGAAAAAAAGUAAACAAAAAAUAAAAAAUAUUCAAGAAACAAAAUAUUGUCAAUAUUGUAUGUGCUGUAUAAAAAAAAAUAAAGAUGAUAAGAAUAAUAGUGAAAGUUUAAAAAAAUAUAGUUUCUUUAACAAAUUUGGAAAUAUAAUUAGAAAUUUAAGAAAUAAAAAAAGUGAAAACAAAUUUUUAGGUAAUGAUAAUGAAUUUGAAUUUAACACAACUGGAAUGACUGAAUCUCAGUUGAGAUAUCGAAAAGAAAAAAAUUUAGAACCUGGAUUGGUAGAUCCUCUUCUUGAACAAGAAGAUAAAUUAUUUGAAUUUCAAUUACAUGAUAUAUGGUAUGAUGAUAUAUUAAAAAAUAAAGACAAUAUUUCAAAAUUCGCUGAAAAAAAUGGUUUAAACAAAGAAUUAAGUGAUAAUAAAUAUAUUAUUGAAAAUGAAAUCAAUAAUGUAAAUGAAGACAAUGUUAAAAAUGAAAAUGAUGUUUCGAAUCAAGAUAAAAAAAAUAAAGAAUUAUUUUAUUGUUCAAAUAUUAUAGAAUUACCUAAAAUUGAAUCGAAUAUUGAUAACAUUUCCACACAAUUAACAGAAUCAUUACACUCAAUAAAUGACAAAGACAAUAUAAAUAACAUUCUUGAAAAUAAUAAAAAUUUAAAUAAAGAAGAAAUAAAUGAUGAAUUAAAAGAAAGUAUAAUAGAUACAUCAACGUUUAUUAAUGAUGAAUCGGUUAAAUCUUCAAAUAUUCCUUUACUUGUAUUAAGUUCUGAUCAAUUAUAUCAAAAGGAUGAAUCAAGUUUAUAUAUCAAAGACUUUAAAAUAAAAGAUGAUAAACAUGAUGAUAAAAAUUCAUCGUCUGAUAGUGACAAAAGUACAUUUGUAUAA
This is a messenger RNA of Strongyloides ratti, 3678 nucleotides long. Its product is annotated as Na+ channel, amiloride-sensitive family-containing protein. The coding region runs from base 1 to 3678 and encodes 1225 amino acids. Gene Ontology annotation, molecular function: ligand-gated sodium channel activity. The record is from RefSeq and is a predicted model, not a curated record. Gene Ontology annotation, cellular component: membrane. Gene Ontology annotation, biological process: sodium ion transmembrane transport. NCBI's taxonomy places the organism in Eukaryota, Metazoa, Nematoda, Chromadorea, Rhabditida, Strongyloididae. The transcript has 4 exons.